Messenger RNA from Rosa chinensis, 917 nucleotides. Its product is annotated as EG45-like domain containing protein. The transcript is spliced from 3 exons. The record is from RefSeq and is a predicted model, not a curated record. Bases 264 to 698 code for a protein of 144 amino acids. NCBI's taxonomy places the organism in Eukaryota, Viridiplantae, Streptophyta, Magnoliopsida, Rosales, Rosaceae.
UAUUGCACGUCGAUGCUUCCCGUUUAAUAGUCUACGACCUUCAAUCAGGGAAACAAAGGGUAAACGUGUAAGAUGAGUUCAUAACCAUGUGGCUUACGCUAACGGCGGAACCCGCGUUAUUAGUUGGCCAAGCCAUCAAUUCUUAAAUGGAUUCCAACUUAAGAAAGGUUCUCAUUGACUUGGAAUAGAAUAAUAAUCACCUCCCAUCCAACAACAAAGCUCAUCUUCCAACUCCCCAAAACCUUCUGGAUUCCUGCAGAAAAAUGACCAGAACACAUCCACAAAAUUUGCUAUUCCCUUCGUUAUUCAUCAUCCUCUUGUUUACACAGCUUUUCCUAACUUCAAACGGCGACGUUGGCACUGCUGCUCAGUAUUCUCCCCCAUAUCUACCCACGGACUGUUAUGGAAGCGACUCGUCACAGUUUCCGUCGAGUAAUUUGUUUGCGGCGGCCGGAGAUGGAAUAUGGGACAAUGGAGCUUCGUGUGGGAGGCAGUACUUGGUGAGAUGCAUUAGCGCGGCCGUAACGGGGACGUGUAUUCCGGACACGACGAUUCAGAUAAGAAUUGUGGACUAUGCUGCCGGCGUUGCUUCGAAGCCGUCGGCGGAUGGCACCACCAUGGUGUUGUCUCAGACGGCUUUCGCUGCUAUUGCCAACUCAACGGCUACUUCCAUCAACAUUGAAUUUCAACAGGUGUGAUUUGGGUUUGGAUUGUGUUUCAUAUAUUCAUCAGCGGAAGGUAACCAGCCGGAGCUAGGGAUGACAAUAAUCCCCAUUGGGUAGGGUACCCAUCGGGUAUUCGACCCUAAUGGGGAGAAAUUUGGGGGAAAUCGGGUAACGGAGAUGGGGAUCCCCAGUAUUCGAAUUCUGAAAUCGGGUACGGGGCGGGAAUGGUAUUUUGAUCCUCAUCCUCAUACC